Molecule: messenger RNA, 1347 nt
Organism: Aspergillus clavatus NRRL 1
Lineage: Eukaryota; Fungi; Ascomycota; Eurotiomycetes; Eurotiales; Aspergillaceae
Product: tubulin alpha chain
Exons: 6
Coding region: 1-1347 (448 amino acids)
Biological process (GO): nuclear migration by microtubule mediated pushing forces; mitotic cell cycle; nuclear division
Cellular component (GO): spindle; cytoplasm; microtubule
Molecular function (GO): GTP binding; structural constituent of cytoskeleton
Source: RefSeq, a predicted model, not a curated record
AUGAGAGAAGUCAUCAGUUUGAACGUCGGCCAGGCUGGUUGCCAGAUUGCCAACUCUUGCUGGGAGCUGUACUGCCUUGAGCACGGUAUCCAGCCCGAUGGUUACUUGACCGAGGAGCGCAAGAAGGCCGACCCCGACCACGGUUUCAGCACUUUCUUCUCUGAGACUGGCCAGGGCAAAUAUGUUCCCCGUACCAUCUACUGCGAUCUCGAGCCCAAUGUGGUCGACGAGGUCCGCACCGGCACCUACCGUAGCCUUUUCCACCCUGAGAACAUGAUCACCGGCAAGGAGGACGCCUCGAACAACUAUGCUCGUGGUCACUACACCGUUGGAAAGGAGAUGAUCGACCAGGUCCUCGACAAGGUCCGCCGGGUCGCUGACAACUGCGCUGGUCUCCAGGGUUUCCUGGUCUUCCACUCCUUCGGUGGUGGUACCGGCUCUGGUUUCGGUGCUCUGCUGAUGGAGCGUCUCUCUGUGGAUUAUGGCAAGAAGUCGAAGCUGGAAUUCUGCGUCUACCCUGCUCCCCAGAACGCCACCUCCGUCGUUGAGCCCUACAACUCCAUCCUCACCACCCACACCACCCUGGAGCACUCCGACUGCAGCUUCAUGGUCGACAACGAGGCCAUCUACGACAUCUGCCGCCGUAACCUCGGCAUUGAGCGCCCCAGCUACGAGAACCUGAACCGCCUGAUCGCUCAGGUCGUCUCUUCCAUCACCGCCUCUCUGCGUUUCGAUGGCUCUCUCAACGUUGAUCUGAACGAGUUCCAGACCAACCUGGUGCCCUACCCCCGUAUCCACUUCCCUCUGGUCGCCUACGCUCCCGUCGUUUCCGCUGCCAAGGCUUCCCACGAGGCCAACUCCGUCAACGAGAUCACCACCGCCUGCUUCGAGCCCAACAACCAGAUGGUCAAGUGUGAUCCCCGUAACGGCAAGUACAUGGCUACCUGUCUGCUCUACCGUGGUGAUGUCGUCCCCAAGGAGUCCCACGCCGCUGUUGCCACCCUCAAGACCAAGCGCACCAUCCAGUUCGUCGACUGGUGCCCUACUGGCUUCAAGAUCGGUAUCUGCUACCAGCCUCCCCAGCAGGUUCCCAACGGUGACCUUGCUAAGCUCGACCGUGCUGUCUGCAUGCUGUCCAACACCACUGCCAUUGCCGAGGCCUGGUCUGCUCUUGACCACAAGUUCGACCUCAUGUACUCCAAGCGUGCCUUCGUUCACUGGUACGUUGGUGAGGGUAUGGAGGAAGGUGAAUUCUCCGAGGCCCGUGAGGACUUGGCUGCCCUCGAGCGCGACUACGAGGAGGUCGCCAGCGACUCGCUCGAGGAGGAGGUUGAGGCUGAGUACUAG